Molecule: messenger RNA, 387 nt
Organism: Colletotrichum graminicola M1.001
Lineage: Eukaryota; Fungi; Ascomycota; Sordariomycetes; Glomerellales; Glomerellaceae
Product: LSM domain-containing protein
Exons: 4
Coding region: 1-387 (128 amino acids)
Biological process (GO): P-body assembly; spliceosomal snRNP assembly; nuclear-transcribed mRNA catabolic process
Cellular component (GO): P-body; U6 snRNP; spliceosomal tri-snRNP complex
Molecular function (GO): U6 snRNA binding
Source: RefSeq, a predicted model, not a curated record
AUGUUACCCCUCGGCCUCUUGAACGCCGCCCAAGGGCACCCCAUGCUCGUGGAGCUGAAGAACGGUGAAACCCUCAACGGCCAUCUGGUCAUGUGCGAUACCUGGAUGAAUCUGACCCUGAAGGAGGUCGUUCAGACGAGUCCGGAAGGCGACAAGUUCGUCAAGAUCCCCGAAGUUUAUGUGAAAGGAAACAACAUCAAGUACCUGCGAGUCCCCGACGACAUCAUCGACGUGGUUAAGGAGAACCAGGCGAACCACCAGCAAGGAGGAUUCCGUGGCGGUAGAGGUGGAAACAGAGGGGACCACAGUGGUCGCGGCGGCGAUAGAGGCAGAGGCAGAGGUCAGGGCCGUGGAGGACGGGGACGUGGUAACCGUGGUGGCCCAUGA